AUGCCGGCAAAAUCGAGAUUCACAAGGCUCGACGCCUUCACAAAGACAGUCGACGAAGCACGCAUCCGCACGACGUCUGGUGGAAUUGUCACUAUCGUGUCGCUGAUCGUGGUCUUCUGGCUGGCCUGGGGAGAAUGGGUUGACUACCGGAGGAUAGAGAUCCACCCCGAGUUGAUCGUGGACAAGGGAAGAGGCGAGCGCAUGGAGAUCCAUCUCAACAUGACUUUCCCCAAGAUGCCCUGCGAGCUCCUCACCCUGGACGUCAUGGAUGUUUCUGGCGAGCAACAGCACGGCGUUCAGCACGGUAUUAACAAGGUUCGCCUUCGUCCCCAGAAGGAGGGCGGUGGUGUCAUUGACAUCAAGGCCCUGGAUCUUCACUCUCGUGAUGAGGCUGCUGAGCACCUGGACCCCAACUACUGCGGCCCCUGUUAUGGCGCCCCGUCACCGGCGAACGCGCAAAAGGCCGGAUGCUGCAACACAUGCGAGGAAGUCAGAGAGGCGUACGCGCAGGCUUCGUGGGCUUUCGGUAAGGGCGAGAACGUCGAGCAGUGCACGCGCGAGCACUACGCCGAGCGAUUGGAGGAGCAGCGCCAGGAGGGCUGCCGUAUCGAGGGUAACCUGCGCGUCAACAAGGUCGUCGGAAACUUCCACCUUGCCCCUGGCCGCAGUUUCAGCAACGGAAACAUGCACGUCCACGACCUCAAGAACUACUGGGACACCCCCUCCGAUGCCCAGCACGACUUCACUCACACUGUUCACUCCCUGCGCUUCGGCCCCCAGCUGCCUGACACCGUUACCAAGAAGAUGGGCAAGCGCGCCGCUGCGUGGACGAACCACCACGGUAACCCUCUCGACAACACCCACCAGGAGACCAACGAUCCCAACUACAAUUUCAUGUACUUUGUCAAGAUCGUGCCUACCUCCUACCUCGCUCUCAACUGGCAGAAGGGAUCCAACCCCGAGGAGGAGAACUCUGGCCUCGGUCUUCUUGGCCAGGGAAGUGACGGCAGCGUCGAGACUCACCAAUACUCCGUCACGAGCCACAAGCGCAGCUUGGCUGGCGGCGAUGACUCUGCCGAAGGACACCAGGAACGCCUCCACUCUCGUGGCGGUAUCCCAGGAGUCUUCUUUUCCUACGAUAUUUCUCCUAUGAAGGUCAUCAACCGCGAAGAGCGCGCCAAGACAUUCACUGGUUUCUUGACCGGCCUUUGUGCCAUCAUUGGCGGCACUCUCACCGUCGCCGCUGCUGUUGACCGCGGUGUCUUUGAGGGUGGACUGCGUCUCAAGAAGAUGCGCUCCAAGGAUAUGUAG
Molecule: messenger RNA, 1311 nt
Organism: Colletotrichum abscissum
Lineage: Eukaryota; Fungi; Ascomycota; Sordariomycetes; Glomerellales; Glomerellaceae
Exons: 4
Coding region: 1-1311 (436 amino acids)
Biological process (GO): retrograde vesicle-mediated transport, Golgi to endoplasmic reticulum; endoplasmic reticulum to Golgi vesicle-mediated transport
Cellular component (GO): endoplasmic reticulum; COPII-coated ER to Golgi transport vesicle; Golgi membrane
Source: RefSeq, a predicted model, not a curated record